This is a messenger RNA of Notolabrus celidotus (New Zealand spotty), 2087 nucleotides long. Its product is annotated as suppressor of cytokine signaling 3-like. The coding region runs from base 469 to 1158 and encodes 229 amino acids. Gene Ontology annotation, cellular component: phosphatidylinositol 3-kinase complex. Gene Ontology annotation, biological process: intracellular signal transduction; phosphatidylinositol phosphate biosynthetic process. NCBI's taxonomy places the organism in Eukaryota, Metazoa, Chordata, Actinopteri, Labriformes, Labridae. The record is from RefSeq and is a predicted model, not a curated record. Gene Ontology annotation, molecular function: 1-phosphatidylinositol-3-kinase regulator activity. The transcript is spliced from 3 exons.
UUUAGUCAUUGGAAACAACCCACAGUAACCUUCAUCCACUCCAUGAUCCACUCACUGUGUUUCCACGGCAUGAUAGCGACGCCGUCACAUUCCUCAGCUCAGGAACGAGACCCCUACACUUUCUGGAUACUUUCUUUGUUUGGAUUUUAAUGCCUGAGUUAAUAAUUCAUCCAGCACUACUCUCGGGUAGUUUGCAUAGCUUUUGCUUUGGCGACGAGCGGCUGCGGUGCGGAGCUGAACAGAUCCGCGAGCUGUGUUUAGGUUCUCUCUCCCAGCCCCUCUCUGGAUGCAUCGGACUCCUCUCCCCCGGGGCCCUGGACCCGGUGUGUGACCCCGCCACCCUCACCCCUGUCCCCAUCUCUUCCCUCUCCAACCACCCCAACCUCGCCCUCACCUCUCCACCUCGACACUCCCGUUCUUGGCCCCCUGCCUCGCGACCAGCGGGCAGAGGCAGGGGGCCAUGGCGCCAUGGUAGCCUCCGGCGGACGCAACUUCUUCGCCAUGAGCAGUGUGAACCCUCCAGAGGGCAGGGUUCAGGGGUCAAACUUUACCCCACAUCACUACAAGCCCUUCAGCUCACAUGCACACUAUCAGCAGGUGAUGCGUGCCUUGCAUAAGCUCCAGGAGAGUGGGUUUUACUGGGGGGCUGUAGGGGGCCGGGAGGCCAGCUCGAUGCUGCGCUCCGAACCACCGGGCACCUUCCUGAUCCGUGACUCCUCGGACCACCACCACUUCUUCACCCUCUCUGUCCAGACGGCUCGAGGUACCAAGAACCUGCGCAUCCACAGCGAGGGGGGCGGCUUCUUCUUACAGCCAGACCCCCAAAACACACAAGAGCUCCCACAGUUUGACUGUGUGCUGAAGCUUAUAGCGCACUACAUGGGGAAAGGGCCCGAUGCUGGAAGGGGCAGAGGUGGGGCGUGUGCUGGGGGCAAUACAGGAGAGACAGAAAUGAAGGGGCGCAGCGUGUACCUGAUCCACACCGGCGGAGAGAGGAUUCCCUUGGAAUUGCGCCGACCCCUUUCAACAUCUCUCUCGUCCCUGCAACACAUGUGCAGGAGGACCCUGAACAACCAAGGCCUGGGUGGGUCUGAGCAAUCAGAGCAGAUCCCACACACUCUUAAAGACUUCCUGGAGGAGUAUGAUGCUCCGAUAUGACUGACAGGAACUGCGGAGGUUCAUGAACCAGGUGCCUGAAGGACGCCGCAGACCAGUUCUCAACGCAUACGUGAAAAAUGCGUGCCAUGAGACACUGACUAGCGUUAGUGUUAGAGACUAGCGUGCAGUCAGUGUGAGGUCAGGUUUCCAGUGUGACCGGCUGAUUCCAGAUCUGGUUUAACACUGACGGACACCAGCUACCCAGAGUCCCCCCGCCAACACGGGGUCUGGAGUUGGAUUACCUCGUCCGACCUGCCUCCCGAAGCUGACCACUAGAGUGAGUGGCAGACAAAAGUGAGAGGUCAAAGGUCAAUGUUUCCAAUGACUGACGCAGAGCAGAGCCUCGUAGAAGAUUAACCUGAUUGGUAGAUAUUAACAAUGACACAGACGACGUGAUCAAUAACCCGUAGGAGUUCCUCCAACAUGCUUCAGAAGAAACCUCUCCUCGGUCCGACUGAGGGUAACAACACUUUGGAUCACUGGACAGAAAGAAAAAGCGCUAAGAAAGAAACACGGGGGGGGGGAGGGGGGAGUGAGUGAUGGAGGACUUACAGAGGAGAGACAAAGUCCAAAAAAAAGAGACCAAGAGCAGAGAACGUGGAGUAUUUGUUUGUCUGUGUGUGAUUUUGUGUGUGUGUGUGUGUGUGUGUGUGUGCUUUUGUGUGUUGUGGUAGCGCACACAUUUCCAUUGCUGCUUCCCGCAAAUGUUGCCUCAUAGAGGGGGAGCGGGGUGGUCAUGCACGCUAGCUCAGCACGCACACACAUACACACACACACACACACACACACACACACACACAAACAGGUACAGGCCCAUAUGAAGGUUUUGUUAGCGUGGGAACAACAGUGCGGAAAAAGCAUUACAAAGCAUCUUCUCAUUUUGUUUGUUUCUCGGUUCUCCUCCAUUACCAACUCCCUGCCCCCUCUUU